AUGGAGGAAAGCAAUGACGCAUUGUUCGACGAAUGGGAUCACGCCAUGCUCGAAGAGCUCUUUGUCCUCACUGCAAGCGCACCAAAACCAACCCCUAUUCCCAACCCUUCUUCUUCUUCCUCCAUCCCUCACGCGCUCCCAUGCACUUCCUAUCACCUUCCGCAACCGCUUCCUUCCGCUGCGAUUCCCUUCCUUCCCACCGCCUCUUCCUUCUCGCCUCCGAGAGAGCUCUCUCAGAGGACCACCACUGUCCCUGUCGAUUUCCAUCCCAAUCCCCCUUCCGACAAAGACCUCGAAAUUGAACACUUAAAGUUCCAAGUGAGGGAAAAAGAACAGAGGGAGCUGGAACAUGCAACAAAGCAGAUUGCAAAUCUGGGGGCAUUGACAAUCUGUUAUGAAGUUUAUGAGCUGAAGCUGAAAGUAACAACUGUUGGAGUAACUGUUGGUGAAUACGUGCCUAUCUCUACUGAGUUUAAGCCAUCAGCAGAAGGGUCAAGGGAUUUUGGAACUCUUGCUCCCAAUUGUCAUAAAAUCUCUUCAAAAUUUCAUAAUGGACUAUCUUCCAACGAUCCAAUUGUUGAAAGUACUUUUAAAGUCAAGGGAGUUAAAACGGACAUAGUUAGUCAUCAAGAAGCCCUAGGUACUCCAAGUGAUCUGCCUGCUUAUCUUGAUCUCUCCCAGAAGUUUCUGGCAAUAUGGGGAUCUCCAACUAAAAAGAUGGGACAUAAUUUGAUAUCCAAGUUGCUUGUGGGUUGUCAAAGAGAUUUUCAUAUUCUCUUUGGCUGCAUGAAUAUGAGUCUGCCCUCUGAAAUAACAAGAGAAUUAUUUUCAGAUUUAAGCUCUUCGGGAGUAGCUUUGCAUUACCUCAAGGAUCGUUUUCAUACUCCAGAGGCAGCAAAGAUGUCAAAUCUCUACCUUGCAUUAACAAAGAUAGCUGAUGGAACAGAUGUUUUGGAAACUUUAAUUGAACCACUGGUUGAUCUCUGUGGUAUGGAAAAUGUAAGGCUUAUUGAGUGGUCUUUGGCUCAUGUUGUUAUUGUCCACAGCUCUCUAUGUGUACUGCAUAUGCUUCUGAAGCUCAUAUUGGAAUUGGAAAAUAAUGUUGGAAAGAGUCUAUUUGAUCCUGUUAGUUGUGAUCAACUGCCCUGUGGGUGGAAUGAUGUACCUGGACCUGGUUUGGUUGUUCUUUUGGGUGUAGAGGGGCUUUGGGACAAUGUCUUCAUUGAAGGCCUUUGCAUUGGGAAGGACCUUGUCUCUGGUGUAAAAGAUGGAAAUCUUGUCAAUGAAGAAAUAAGCAAAAAAGCGAUCACAGAAGAAAGAGUGCGAGUGGAGGCAGUAUCUAUUAUGGAACUGCUUUUCCUGAGAAGUAAUGCUUACUUUGAGAGGGAGCAGUUUAGCCAGAAAAUAGUUUUUAAGACUAUUUCGGAAUUGCUUAAGAAGGAUGCUGGGCUGUGUGUGAAGAAACACGCUCUAAGACUUCUAUACUUGGUUCUGAAUUGUUGGGAUGGAGGUCCAAAACUGUUGGCUGCUUUCUGCUGUGGUUGCAGAGAGGGGGGUGAUAGCAAUGCUAUGGAUGAGAAUGAAUCGACUUCGGAUUUCCAAAAUUUUAAAAUCAUCCUUCAAGGAUUGUCUGAUUGUGUAGCCUCUCAUAGAGGUGGUUUACUGGAAUUGAAAGUAAGCAGAAAUGUGAUUCUUGUGUUGGCAUUCCUUGCAUCAUCUGGACAACCGGGUUUUGAAAUUUUUGUUGGUCAUAGGCUCUCUAGUAGAGGAAACUAUCUUUUGUUGAUUUUGCAAUUACUGGUAUCAGAGAUGGAUUUUGAAGCUGGAUCAUAUGAGCAGCAGCCAGAAAUUUUCAGGGAGAGGACAUUUUUAAUACGGGAGAUAUUGAUAUUACUUAACAGACUAGUGUCGAGUCCUUCGUAUUCUGCCACUGUCUUGCGCGGUUUAACGACUACUAGGGAUAUGGCUGGUUUGACAAUUGACGUUGCAAGCAGAUUAUCUCGGAAAGGAAAGAAAAAUGAGCGGCAGGACAGCAUGGUGAAGCAUAUAAGAGAAACUGAAAUCGUUGACCUUGCUCGCCUCUUCAAGAAAAGGGUAGGAACUGCUUCUGAAAUGCUGCACAGCACCAAAUGGACGCUGCUCCUUUUUUGA
This is a messenger RNA of Sphenostylis stenocarpa, 2151 nucleotides long. NCBI's taxonomy places the organism in Eukaryota, Viridiplantae, Streptophyta, Magnoliopsida, Fabales, Fabaceae. The record is from the annotation of a GenBank genome assembly.